This is a messenger RNA of Hydractinia symbiolongicarpus, 4395 nucleotides long. RefSeq lists its product as uncharacterized. The record is from RefSeq and is a predicted model, not a curated record. NCBI's taxonomy places the organism in Eukaryota, Metazoa, Cnidaria, Hydrozoa, Anthoathecata, Hydractiniidae. Gene Ontology annotation, molecular function: acetylgalactosaminyltransferase activity. The transcript is spliced from 5 exons. Gene Ontology annotation, cellular component: Golgi cisterna membrane. Bases 900 to 3380 code for a protein of 826 amino acids.
UGUAAACUGAUGGACCAGGUUUUCAGUUGGAAGGACAAAUUUGUAAACUGAUGGACCAGGUUUUCAGUUGGAAGGACAAAUCUGUAAACUGAUGGACCAGGUUUCUAUUUGGAGGGACAAGACUGUUACUUGUUAAAUCAGGUUUCACAGUUGGAGGGAAAAAUACGUAAAUUGAUUAAGUUCUCAGUUUUAGGGACAAGAAUGUAAAUUGAUGGGCCUUUUAGCAUUGAGUGACUAAGAAAGUUUCGCCAGGUUUAGGACCUACUAAGGAAAAAAGUACACUUUGUAUUGUAUAAAUCGCAUCCAAAUAACAAAAAAUACCUAAUAUAGUAAUGCACUCAGUCUGUGUGUUUGUGGGGAGAGAAUUUUUACAUUUAAGGGGGUGGGUCGCUCCCCAUCCACCCAUUUUCUACGCCCCUGCCUAUGAUAUAGUAUGGGAAUCAAUCUUAACAUGUGGCUUCUUUUGCACUUUUCAAUACUCGAUAAUAAGUACUGGGGAUAAAGUUUAUUAAAGUCUGUAACAUAGCAACCUGUAUUUCAAAAUUUGCGUUCUGAUUCUUCAGAGGUACAGAAAAAUACACGUGUUUUUUUCUCCGGUGUUAAUUUAUGGUGUAUUACUAGGUAACGACAUAGUUAUUUCCAUUGUACAUGCUGAGAACGUGUUGGAAAAAACACAUUUAAUGUUAAAAUGAAGAAUUUCGAAUUUAAGAAUCAAAGAAAGAUAAAUCGGAAAGGAACGAGUGCUAGUUAAAACAUUAAAAAUUAGAAAACAAAAAUUAUUUGUAAUGUAGCUAAUAAUUUUGAACACUGUAGCAACGAAUUCAAGAAUUGUAAAAAAAUAUACCAAGAAAAAAAAGAAGGAGUUAUCAUUUCCCAAAGAAGAAACGUUUGAAUUCAAAAUGAAGACUAAAUCUUACAGAUUUCUAAUCAUAUUUUUUGUUUUGGUCUUGAUGUUUGCCUCGUUUAUUAACAUCACUACAUUUUUGUGGAGUAUGAACAAAAUGAAGCGCGAACUGUAUUCGAGGAAACUUUUGGAUAUCUAUGUAAGGAGCUUUAUAACAGAUGAAGUGAAUCAAGAAAAUUACGAGAAUAAACUUGAAAAAUUAAAAGAAGAGUUACAACAACAUGAGCUAGGAGACAGAAAGAAAGAUGAUUAUGUUAAACAGGAUACAGUGGACUCGCAAGAAGAUUUUAAGCAUGCUUAUCACAACGAAGUUGCCACAAAAUCACAAGAUAAGUUAAAAGAUUUAAAGUAUGUUGCUGAAAUGAAGGAAAGUGCUCGCCUUGAUGCGUUAACUCCAAUAGAACGACAAAAAGAAAAGGUUAUAACGGUUAAACCAAGCUUAGCGUUAACUGGAAGUAAUUUUCAAAUCGUGGAUGUCAUCAAAAAGGAGAAGUUACGUACAAACUCUAUGUCUGGUAGUUUAGAAAAUACACAAGCAGAUAAGUUGUCGCAAAUGGAUACAAAAAAAGAGCUGAAAAAGGAGACAAAUGUGUUGUAUUCUGUCAAGCCUACCGUGUUAAAUAAUUCUCCAACAACAAGCCGACAUCCCACAAAUCACUCACCAUCCCCAACUUUGUUAACCACAAAAGAAAGCAUGUUAUUUUGGCGCGAAAAUUUUUUACAUUCAUUUGAUAAAGGACUAUGCUCUGAUUGGUGGAGCGAUGUGGAGAUAAAAAGAGAGACUCAUUCAGUCAAAUGGCAUCCGUUAUUUCCAGACAGACCACAGCAUACUAGCAUAGCAAAAAGUCUGACUGAUCGAGACAUUGUUUCUAAAGCUUAUGUAAGAAGACUGUACGGUUUUUUGUUUACAAACCAAACCGCCAUGUUUGAAUUUAAAUUAAGUUCCAGGGACGGUUUAGAGUUUAUAUUGGUCGACACAGGAAUGAUGUUUCAGGAUUUUACUACUGGCUACAACGUUUCUAUGGGAACACCUGUUUUGUAUUCCUACUUCAACGUGACGGAAAUGCAAAGACAAGACAAAAUCAUACCUGACUAUGCUUUGUUUUCCUUGGAUAAACGAGUCAAAUUACAUACAAAUCGAGUAUAUUUCGUGGAAGUUCUUCAGGGAGGUCUAGCAUAUGGAAAAAUGGACAUAAAAUGGCGGACUGGGAACGAGUCUUUUGAAGAAAUUGACCAAAGGAAUCUGCUCCAGGCUAAGUGUAAUAAAAUACAAAACAGAAAUGGCUCAAAAUCACUACUCUCUAAAAUAAAAAAACCACAUAUCAAAUACCCUCCAAAACAAAAGGAAAUUAACAGAAUGAAAUUCCAUGAAAUACCAAUCUUAAAUACAGAGAAUAUAUACAAAAAUUCUACUAUCAUUUGUGAGCCUGUUACACGAAAUCAUGUCAAAAUCGUGUACGAAUAUUACGGUAAAGAUUACCUCGAUCGACAAAUUGUUUUUCCUAAAGAAUAUUUUAAUUAUACCGGCGGAUGGCCAACCAAGCACCUGCUUUUAAACGAAACAGAGGCUAUUUUAAUAGCAGAGAAACUUGUAAAAGAAAUUCAACAUCAAAUGAACAGAUCUUUCAAAAUACAGAAUAUCGUACACAUUCAGAAGAAUUUAAACCAGCAAUUUAUUCCCUAUUCGCAAUGGAAGCAGACUCAUUACUUUGUUGAACUUGAUGUUCUCUCUGUCGAUGAUCAAAAGAUAUACAGAACGACACAUUUUGUUCGUCAUGAUAAAACACAGAACAGAAUCUGCUUCAUGAAGAACUAUCAAUGGAAGCCAAACGUGACCGUUAAUAUACUCACUCCAGUUAAAAACCAAGCGGUGUGGGUACAUCAUUUGUUGAAGAGUCUAGAAACCAUUAUCAUAAAAACUAACGAAAAAAACAUCCGAUUAAUUCUGAUUGACUACAAUAGUACCGAUGCAAAUAUUCGUGACAUUCUAACAUCGUACCACGUACCAUUUAAACUGGUGAAAGUUGAAGGGAGUUUAUUCAACAAAGUGAAAUCGUUGAAUAUUGCUCUUAGUCACGUGACCAACGAUGAGAUCGCUUUCGUGUUAGAUUUACACUUGGAAUUACCGUUGAAUUUAUUCGACAGAAUACGUAAGCAAACAUUUCAAGGCUUUGCUGGUUUUUCUCCCACCUUGUUGAAAUUUUUCCCUGGACAGCAUGAACAAUACACGGAGUUCAACCAAUCACCACCUCUCUGGGUUGAUGACGGCUUUGGUAUGAUGGCUUUGUAUAAAUCAGACUGGGACGUAAUAGGAGGUAUGAACGAAGAAAAGUUUGGUACAUCAUGGGGAGGUGAAGAUUGGGAGUGUGUCGAUCGACUAGUGAAGAAUGGGUAUUACUUGUUUCACAACCGAUUGCCUCGUUUUUACCACAUCUUUCACCAUAACCAUGCCACAUGGGAUGGAAAACACAUAUAGAAGAACAUUCGAGUUUUAUCGCUGCGAGUGAGCUCCGGAAAAUUAAAAUUUAAGUGGAAAAUAAAUUAUUUUUUUACAAAUUCGUUCCAAGGAUUUCUUGUUGUUGCGUUGAACAAGGCGCUGAGGACGAGAUGAAAAAAACAAAGUCUAUUUAUUUGAUAAUUUAUUUAUUUAUUUUAUCUAAGACAAAGAUAAAACAGUUCUGUUCUGAAACAUAGAAGAACGGCUUUAGAAUUUAUCAUUAGAGACCACUAGUUAAAUUUCCUUCGUUCUUUUGUGUGUUUAUAUCAUAUCAAUUUCGUUUCCAGGGUCUAUCUACGCUUAUCACAUUUUGUCCUCACGUUAGCAUAUCCUAGGUGUGAAAGACCUUGGGUAUAAGGUUCGGUUCUUGUAGAAACGAAAUAACCUAAAAAAUAAUUACAAAAAAAAACAACUCACAAAACAAUCCUUGUGAUAUUCUCACUGCAAAUUAAAAUAAAUAAAAGCAUUUUUAUGCAAAAAUUUUUUGAUGUCGUUUAAAUCUAAUUCUUCUUAUCACAAUGAAAUUAUUCAAAAAACCUUUCCUUUUUUUACCUCACAAGAGUAACCUUGCUCCCAGGAGUUCCUGCCUUUUUGACCUUGAAGCCGGGGACAAAGAAACUGUCAAGCAAACGCCAGCGGCUUUGACAUCAGGAAACAAAUCCUGCAAACAACGAUGUUCAAAAGUGAAAAAAUAAAAAUAUGGUUGUUGUUAAUAUGGACAAACCAAGUUUCGAAUAGUGGUCAGAGCAAAAUUGCAAUACAUGCACAUUUUGUACCGAGUAUUCGCAUAGUAACUCUUCAGUUAACUCGCUAAUCAACUCGCCAGUUAACUCGCCAGUUGUGGACAACAGUAAAGUAGUAUUAAUAGUUAGCUUUAUCAUUAUUACAUAACUUUUGAAAUAAAGAAAUUUUAUCAUGUAUCAAAGAAAUCAUUGUCUUCUUAUAAAAUAUCUUUUUGUUUUUAUCUUUUAAUAUUACAAGUUCGUGCUUUUCA